AGUGCCAUGAGAUCUACUGAAGAGACUAUUUCUGUGGUUGCAUAUCUACAUGUGUUUGCACCCCUGCUGGGACUCAAUUAGGUGUCUGUCUGUAGGCAUCGGGGAUCAUCAGGUGUUGGAUAGCGACCUUUUUUCCAUUCAGGGUGUACCUGGCACAAGAACUGAAAGACACCACAGAUCUUUUUGAGAGACGCCACAGAGUGAGACAAUCUGCAUCCUUUCCCUUCUGUAACUGCCUGCUGUACCAUGGGAUGUCGGCAAAGCUCUGAGGAGAAAGAGGCAGCGCGGCGGUCCCGUAGGAUUGACCGCCACCUGCGCUCUGAAAGUCAGCGACAACGGAGAGAGAUAAAACUCCUUCUCCUGGGCACCAGCAAUUCUGGGAAGAGCACUAUUGUAAAGCAGAUGAAAAUCAUUCACAGUGGUGGCUUUAACUUGGAGGCCUGUAAGGAAUACAAACCUCUGAUUAUCUAUAAUGCAAUUGACUCUCUCACACGUAUCAUUCGGGCUCUGGCCACCCUUAAGAUAGAAUUUCACAAUCCUGACAGAGCAUAUGAUGCAGUGCAGCUUUUUGCCCUGACAGGCCCAGCUGAAAGCAAAGGUGAGAUUACCCCGGAGCUCCUAGGGGUCAUGAAGAGGCUCUGGGCAGACCCCGGUGUGCAGGAGUGUUUUUGCCGCUCCAAUGAGUACCACCUGGAGGACAACGCUGCGUACUACCUGAACGACCUGGAACGGAUCGCAGCUCUGGACUACAUCCCCACAGUGGAAGAUAUUCUGCGGUCUCGGGAUAUGACCACAGGGAUUGUAGAAAAUAAGUUCACCUUCAAAGAGCUGACUUUCAAAAUGGUGGAUGUGGGUGGACAGAGAUCUGAACGCAAAAAGUGGAUCCACUGUUUCGAGGGGGUUACAGCAAUAAUUUUCUGUGUGGAGCUGAGUGGGUAUGACUUGAAGCUGUAUGAAGAUAACCAAACAAGUCGAAUGGCAGAAAGUUUGCGUCUGUUUGAUUCCAUCUGCAACAACAACUGGUUUAUCAACACUUCCCUCAUCCUUUUUUUGAAUAAGAAAGAUCUGCUGGCAGAAAAAAUCCGACGCAUCCCCUUAACAGUCUGCUUUCCUGAAUACAAAGGCCAAAACACUUACGAGGAGGCAGCAGUCUACAUCCAACGCCAGUUUGAGGACUUGAAUCGCAACAAGGAGACUAAGGAGAUCUACUCACACUUCACCUGUGCCACUGAUACCAGUAACAUACAAUUUGUGUUUGAUGCAGUGACAGAUGUCAUCAUUCAGAACAAUCUCAAAUACAUUGGCCUCUGCUAAGAAUCCUUGGGCUUAAUCUGUUUUCCUGGAGUGAUAAAAAAGGGGCUAACCUCUUCCAUUUCUAGUGGAAAAAAAUUGGGCAACGUUUAAUAGCCCAGGGAGAGAAAAGGGGAAAUCUGAUACAUGAACACAGUUCCUCUUAUUGCCCCUUAACCUGCUACAUCAUUUCCCCAAAUAUUUGUUCUGGAGAGUGAGAGCCUCCUCUCCAAGAAAACAACACACCCCCAGCAAAAAAAAAAAAAAACCCAACCAACAACUCAAAAACCCCAAACAGAAACAAAAAAAGAGAUUGAGGCCUAACUCUGUGGAGAUGUUCCACCACAGUCACUGCACUUUUAUUCCAUUUGUUUCAUUCCAUUUCCUACAGUGGGAGUGUUACCAUGUUCUGUGUAAGAAAUGACUCUUUAUGCAGUUGUCCUAAAAUUUUAUUGACAUAAAAAUACGAAUCUGGUGAGUGACAGAUGAACUCAUUUGCAGGGUGUGGAGCAGAAUGCUUGUGUUGGGGAGAAAAGCUAGUUCAAACCAGAAGCUACUGAAUGAGAGAUUUUAAGGAAACUACUACUUAAAUUUGUAGAGAAUGGGCAUGUGCCCACAAUAUUGGUAUCCACAGUCAAGAGUAUGUACACAUCCAUCAUGUAUGCACAUGCACAUGACUCUCAGCAUAUACUAUGUACACACUUCUGCUUUACUUUACUGUUUCUCAUGGACACCUUGCCUAUUAAAGGAAUUGUUGGUGCACAACUGUUUUGUGAUUUCCAAACUGACUAGCAGCUCUUUCUGCUCUUUAUGGCUUCAAAUAUGCAGCAAAACUACACGAAAUGAGUCUUUGAAUAGGCCAACCUAGGUCGGUGUUUCUUUUACUGAUAAGGAGUUUUAUACAUCAAAACAGUCUUCUUUUACAUCUUUUUUUGCCAAAUCUUGUGGUGUUUCAUGAAAAACCAAAUUAUAUUUAAGAAGUAGGUUAGUGUUCCUUUUUUAAUACAGAUUUAAAAAAUAUAUCACAAAGCAAUUUUUUAAAUUAUUGUUGUAGUGUCUGGAUUGCUGAAUGUGAAAAUUGCCAACGGACAAUUCUGUUCCCCUGCUCCAAAUAUUUCUGGGUAUUGUAAUAUUGUAACAGAUUUCCCAAGAAGCAGGAGCCAUGAAGAUUGUGUAGUAUAUAGCCUCCAAAGUCUUUUUUUGUUGGUUUUUAAAAUUAUUUUUAAAAUGUGAUGUGUUAUUAGAAGGUUAAAGAUGAGCGAUACGAACAAUAACUAAAUGUCUUGAUAUUUCAAUCUAAUAAUUUAAAUUAUUUACAGUUUAGUGAAGUUAAGGAAACUGAAGAGAUGCAAUCUUCACCUCCAGGUUUCAUCUCAUAAAGAAACACUACUGGAUGGAGUAACAUUCCGGCAAAAGUUUGAAUGCAUAAGAAGCUCUGUGGGACUAUACUGGAAAAUCUCAUAUGGAUCAUAUAGACCUAAGUCUUUGGUCAGUUGGUUCUUUCCCCUGCCAUAGAAAAGACUUCUUAAAGACUUCAGUGUAAAGUUGGUGUGUAAAUAUAUGUUUGAUAACUGUAAAGCACAUACGUACACAGAGACACAGACACACAUGCACACUGGAAAAUCACCUUCUACUUUUGUUCCCCUUAUGUACUAUGAUUAGUGCAAGAAAUCUCAGCCAAGGGCUCUAAGAAAAUUAAAACAAAAUGGUUAAUAACAUCAACAUCUAAAUUGUCCACUUCAAAAAUAAACAAUUCAAAAUAUA
This is a messenger RNA of Corvus hawaiiensis (hawaiian crow), 3054 nucleotides long. It is a transcript of the gene GNAZ, whose product is annotated as G protein subunit alpha z. Lineage: Eukaryota; Metazoa; Chordata; Aves; Passeriformes; Corvidae. The coding region runs from base 247 to 1314 and encodes 355 amino acids. The record is from RefSeq and is a predicted model, not a curated record. Gene Ontology annotation, cellular component: heterotrimeric G-protein complex. The transcript has 2 exons. Gene Ontology annotation, biological process: adenylate cyclase-modulating G protein-coupled receptor signaling pathway. Gene Ontology annotation, molecular function: GTPase activity; GTP binding; G-protein beta/gamma-subunit complex binding.